This is a messenger RNA of Trichosurus vulpecula (common brushtail), 273 nucleotides long. It is a transcript of the gene SERTM2, whose product is annotated as serine rich and transmembrane domain containing 2. Lineage: Eukaryota; Metazoa; Chordata; Mammalia; Diprotodontia; Phalangeridae. Bases 1 to 273 code for a protein of 90 amino acids. The record is from RefSeq and is a predicted model, not a curated record. Gene Ontology annotation, cellular component: intracellular membrane-bounded organelle. The transcript has a single exon.
AUGACUGACUUCUAUUUCCGUCACCAUGGAAACCUCACUGGCAGGGCCCACUUCCCCACAGUGGCAACAGAGGUGGACACCACAGCCGAUAAGUACUCCAACCUCUACAUGUACGUCGGCUUGUUCCUGAGUCUGCUGGCUAUUUUGCUCAUCCUACUCUUUACUAUGCUUCUUCGUCUCAAACAUGUCAUCUCUCCCAUCACCACUGAGAACACCAGCAGCAGCCCCCAGUUCACGGAUGUUGAGAUGCAGAGCCGGAUCCCCACCCCUUAA